GGUAAAAAUGAAUUCAAUAAUGCACAUUUUUGUCACUGCUGGGGUUUUAUUCCCUUCCCUUCAUCAGUAACGAAGGGAAUGGCCCUGAAAUGGGGCACAAAAGACGCAAUCGGAGGGUGCAGGAGGCGCCUGAAUGUGUCAUGGCCCCAUCUGCAGGCAGGAGAUUGGGGCUCUCCUCCCUCCCUGGCUGAUAAAAGCAGAGCUGGGAUCGAGCGGAGCCGGUGCCAAAGAGAGGGGAAACCCCAAGAAGAGGGAGAAAUCCAGGUGGGAAAGCAACCGGAGGAGCCUCAAAGCAACACAAAAGGGGAGGACGUGGAGGGAGCGAUGUCGUUCCUCCUCAAGCCACGGCCACGCAUGUGGGAUCUCGCCCUGGACUAUCACACAGCAAAGCAGUUUGAAGUGGACGUGACCCUGGACCCGGCCACUGCGGGCCCUGAAGUGAUCCUGUCCGAGGACCUCAAGGAGGCCUCCUGGGGUAGGCCUGGCCUCCCCUGGCCGGACGCCCCGGGCCGCUUCGACACCGACCCCUGCCUGCUGGGCAGGGAGGGCUUCACCUCAGGGCGCCACUACUGGGAGCUGGAGGCCACGGGGCGGUUCUGGGCCGUGGGGGUGGCCCUGGAGUCGGUGCAGAGGAAGGGCCGGGUCCUCUUCAAGCCCAGCGCCCACAUGUGGGGGCUGCAGAGGUACGACGAGCUCUGCGUGGCCCUCACGGCCCCGUCCAACACCUCCGUCCCGCUGGGCAAUGGGGGCAUCGGGGUCUACCUGGACUACGAGGUGGGAGAAGUCUCCUUCUAUGCCGUGGGCAGCCGCCAGCGCAUCUUCACCUUCCCCGUGGGCUCCUUCAGUGGGGAGAGGGUGUUCCCCUACUUCUGCGUGCUCCUCUCCACCAUCAGACUCUCUGCCAAGGGGUCAAUCGCUGCUGGGGUUGGUUCGUGAUGGCUGGAAACGCUCCCUGAUGCUCCUCAGCUCUUACAUUCCAGGUCUUGGAAUCGUUUCCAUUACAGCUCGUGGUCCUACCUCCAUAUAAUGCAUUCCAGGUUCUAUAUAACUGGGUUACAUCAGGGGGUUUUGGGUGCAGCUCAUCCCCUCUGAAAGCCACCACCAUUAAAUCCAUCCCAAGCUCCCUCAUGGAGCUUCCCCGAGCUUCUUUCAAGCUGAAAACUUGGGUUUUCCACCCCAGUUCAGCCCCUCCAAAGGUUUCUUUUC
Molecule: messenger RNA, 1206 nt
Organism: Pezoporus flaviventris
Lineage: Eukaryota; Metazoa; Chordata; Aves; Psittaciformes; Psittacidae
Product: butyrophilin subfamily 1 member A1-like
Exons: 3
Coding region: 79-936 (285 amino acids)
Molecular function (GO): protein binding
Source: RefSeq, a predicted model, not a curated record